Molecule: messenger RNA, 3975 nt
Organism: Peronospora farinosa
Lineage: Eukaryota; Oomycota; Peronosporomycetes; Peronosporales; Peronosporaceae
Source: the annotation of a GenBank genome assembly
AUGGGCCUCGAUUUCGCAUCCAUUUUCAGAUUCAUGUGGCCACGACGUCAAGCAUCUCAUGGUGACUCUUCAGCCGCUCAGAAAUCAAUUCCCACGGCUCCUUUAGUAUUAAAAAAUGCAUUACCAUCUUCUUCACGCUCUUCUCUUCUGACACCUCUUUUUACAUCGCGUAAAAGUGCCGAGAAGGCUGAAAACACAAGUAUCAAACCACACAACGAAGUUAAAUCCGGUGUUGACGACGCUGCGUGGCUCUUACGAGCUUUAGACAAGAAAAAACGAAAGAAGGUCAAGACUAAGACAGAGAAAAAGGCCGUGGGGUCAUUAAACAUUGUAAAAUUAGGUAAAACGUCGCAGAAAACAUCAAAAAACGAUCGAAAAGGUGGCGCUUAUGGACUUGCCAUGUCUUUAAAGCAACAGCAGCAAUUGUGGCGAAAAGGAGCAGUCAAGAAGCAUCAGGACAAUGCAAAAGCAGUUGCAAAAGAUCAAGAACGAGAACAACAGGAGACGGGCUUUGAUCGUGUCUUCCAGGAAGUCUUUUGUGAAGAACAAGAAGUGAAAAGAAGAGAUGAGAAUGAAUCAAAGAGUAUUUUUUGUAAGAGAGAUAGAGGAGCUGACACUUCGGAGUUAAGAUUGUCAUUCUCGAAGUCAAGUAAUGAUGAAGACAGUGGAAAGCAAAUAUUUUCAAAUGAAGAGAAAGAGACGGAAACGUGGAAGUUUACUUCAGCUGGGAACGACGUACUAAAUCUCGACGACUUUGACGCUUCGUCUGGAAAUACUGAAAUGAAUUUUAGCAUGUCUGUUGAGGCUACAAAGGCAGCGGAGUUUGGCAGGUGGAAAGCGGAGGACACUCAAAGUGUCGUCAGUGAUAAUUUCGUGCGACUCAACAUGCGAAAGCGGUUUAAAGGAAGUUCUGGACGUGCAAAGAAACGUCCGGCGUAUUUACGUGCACGCAAUGAGAGCCCGUUGGAUGAAGUCACUGGUGACAACUCCAACGGCAUCGCUCCGCUUGUUGAUGCAAAAGGCAGUCAGCAACGCAAACUAGAGAAGCCACUGCUAGCCGAUGACGGAGUGGACUUUAUCGAGGAAUGCCUAGAGGCAUUGGCCAAGGCUGAGAAAGCUUGUGGUCUCUCGGCUUAUGAGACGUUCGAGUCAACAAAACGAAAGCGAGAGACACAGCCUUUGCAACCGCCAAGAUGUCACCAUGCGCUCAUUUGCCAAAGCUUGGAGGUCAAGAAAAGAAAUAAAAAUCACGGCCGACGGUUUUUUGCAUGCCCGUUGGCGUUUGAUGAAGGCCGCUGCGAUUUCUUCCUUUGGGAAGAUGACCACGUUCCGCUUGCGCUACAGACGCUCUUUACUGCUCCAUCUUCAAUCGUUUCUGGUGAAUCAGCGGCAGAAGCAGAAGAUAUCGAGUGUGUACCAUUGGAUAUUGAGGCAUCUGAAGACGAACAACGUGAUGCAAUGCUUACUAACUUGCGCCUGGUGUUUGGACACACUAAUUUCCGCCCCGGACAGCAGUGGGCUAUCUCGAGGGUUCUGCAUCGACAAGAUACACUCCUAGUGUUGCCCACGGGUGCCGGCAAAUCGCUAUGCUAUCAGUUUCCAGCACUGUUCUUACCUGGAAUCACGCUUGUGAUUUCACCGCUUAUUUCACUGAUGAACGACCAGUACGAGAGCCUUCCUGCACCUCUGAAGGCUCGUGCUGUGUGUCUUUCUGGAUUCUCUGGUUCCGGUUCGUCGAAAAGAAAGCAUGCAGCCUUUGUACGUGACCUGUUGGCAGAUAAGCUUUCCCUUAUUUUCCUGUCGCCAGAAAAGGCACUGGGUGCGGGAAUGCAGGCGCUUCUUGCGAUGCCGCGUGUUCGAGCUCGAUUGGCGCUAGUGUGUGUUGAUGAAGCGCAUUGUAUUUCUGAAUGGUCUCAUCAUUUCCGCCCGAGUUACCUACGAUUGGCAGAGGUUUUCCGCCAUGCACAGUGCGUUAUGUGUGUGACCGCCACAGCUUCACGACGUGUUGUGCACGACGUGCUGCGCCAACUGCGCUCACGUCGUGAGCUUCAGGUCGCGGCCAACCAAAUUCCUGAGGAUGAACGUAACAUGGUGCUGCAAAUGCCGUGGCAACGUAAAAACUUGGCACUUGAGGUCCGAUCUGUAAGCUGCAACGAUGAGCGGCUACGGCAUCUUGUUCACAUACUUCCAGAGCUAAGCAAAGGGUCGACUCAACCCUCUAAAGCGAAUGGUGGGGGUGUUAUCGUGUACGUCCAUCAGCAGCGACAAACAGAGGAGUUGGCAGCUUUGCUUCGCGAGCAACUGCCUUCUACAUGGCGCAGUUCCGGCAAGGUGAUGGCAUUUCAUGCUGGUAUGUCUCUCGAAGCAAAGGAGAAGGUUCGCACGGGCUUCGCACGAGGAAGAGUACGUGUGGUGGUGGCCACUGUGGCUUUCGGCAUGGGUAUUGACAAGAAGAAUGUACGUGCAGUUGUGCACUUUCACAUGCCAUCAUCGGUGGAGGGGUACGUACAGCAGGUUGGACGAGCUGGGCGUGACGGGAAGGCUGCGCGAGCACUUCUCUACCUACUGCAUGAAGACGCUGUGCACUACCGCUCGUUGAUUUUCUCGACGGCGCUACACCGCGAUCAACUUCGGAGGCUGCUCACAUUUGUUUUCCUGAAUCAUGCGAUUGUAGUAACAUCAAGCAAAGAUCAUGUCAUCGCAGUGGAACACUCUAACCAAAAAGUUGGUGGUCUGACACUAGUGUCCUUAGAACGAGAUUGGCUAGAACGCCACCUCGACCUGAAGGCGGCUACGAUCGAGACGUUUCUUACGCUACUGGCACUAGAGACACAGCGUGGUAAGAACACCAACGAAGACAACAGUUUAGAUUUGCGCGUGGUGCUGCAGCCUUUAAGCAUGAGUCGGUGUACGCUGCAGCUGCUCGAGACGCAGGCGAAGAAAUUGGCAACGCGUUCAUGCGCAAAACUUUUGCUUGAAGCUGUGCAGCGCAAUGAGCUUCCAAAUGCACGUGUGACACAUCGCAAGGACGGGUAUCUGAGCUCUUGGGCUGUGGACUUCCAUCUACAUGAAGCAGCUCAAUGGUACGAACGUACAAUUAGUGCUCGCGGAACGGUAGAGAAAAAUGCUACCACAUUGGCAAGUUCAGGUGCCCAGCAGGACGGCGAUACCAACGCUGCCGCUGUUGCUGCUGCAACAAACGAACGUCGGAUGCUUCAGGAACUGCGGAUAGCCCAGCAGACUGGCCACGUUCAGCGUUUGUCACUUUGUCAACCAGCGUUUCAGAUACAGUUGAGUUGGCAAGUUGAACUGAGCGAAAAGAUGAAAGCUGAGGUUGUAGAGCGAUGGACCAAUACAUUGUACGCGAAGCAUGAGCAUCUCGAGUCCCGCCAGCUUGCCCGCCUUGCUCAUUUGUAUGGAGCUCUGCACACAGCUGCAUUGCCGACGCCAUCACCGACAGCUUCAAGGCAUAGGAUCGAAGACGAAAAGGACGAAAUAGAAGUUCUUGAGGAUAAAGCGCUUGCUCUUGAGACCAAGCUCGAACGCUAUUUCGAUGACGACGAUGAGAAAAACGAUGGUAUCGAAGGCGAAAGUGGUUUUGAAGACAAACAUCUCCUGCAGAAGAUACUACGACCGCUGACAUCAUCUCUUAUUGAGUCCAUCGAGCGUGAUACCUGUUCGCUUGUACAGCUUCGUCUUGACGGUAGUGAUCCGAUGGAAGGUAGCGAAGCCAAAGGUCACAAGAAUUCAGACGAUGGCACGAAAUGGACGAGCUAUUCGGUGGCCAAGGUGUUUCAUGGUCUAACAACUCCUCAACUUUCGAUUCAACGAUGGCGCGACCAUUUAUGCUGGCGUCGUUAUUCUGAUGUGGCGUUUGAGCGCAUUGUUCAAAUCGUGAACAAAGUGUUGCUGGAGAACCAAACUACCAAUGCGGCGAAUGUUAUGGGCGACAAGUACGGAAUCGUCCCAAACUGA